Molecule: messenger RNA, 171 nt
Organism: Pongo pygmaeus (Bornean orangutan)
Lineage: Eukaryota; Metazoa; Chordata; Mammalia; Primates; Hominidae
Product: small ribosomal subunit protein uS14-like
Exons: 1
Coding region: 1-171 (56 amino acids)
Biological process (GO): cytoplasmic translation
Cellular component (GO): cytosolic small ribosomal subunit
Molecular function (GO): structural constituent of ribosome; zinc ion binding
Source: RefSeq, a predicted model, not a curated record
AUGGAUCACGAGCAGCUCUACUGGAGCCACCCACAAAAAUCUGGCCACAGUUCUCGCUCUUGUUGCAUCUGCUCAAACCAGCAUGGUCUGAUCUGGAAAUAUAGCCUCAAUAUGUGCCUCCAGUGUUGCCAUCAGUACGUGAAGAAUAUAGGUUUCAUUAAAUUGGACUAA